AGGAAAUUCACGAACAGAUCCAUUAAAAGAAGACUUUUGGGAUAAGAACGUUAUUAUUAGAGAUGAAUUUCACAGAAGCGAUGAACGUUGUGCACAACAGAAUCCAACAACUGGAACCUGAAAAUGCUACGAGAAUCAUUGGUUAUCUUUUGUUGAUGCAAGACCAUGGUGACCGCGACAUGAUCCGUCUCGCCUUCUGUCCUGAUUCUGUGAUGCGUUCCAUGAUCAACUUCGUUAAAUACGAGCUAGCUAAAGAUCCUCGUUACCACCACAGCCCUCCUUCUGAUCACAUUCCUACUCAUAGUUUCGGAUCUUUCCAGCCUCCCUUGGUAUCGGUUUCUCCUCCUUUGAGAACCAGUUUCUGGGAGAAUUCAACAGAGGCUGUUGACUCGAAUGUCCAGUUCUUGAAUUUUGAGGAUUCAAUGACAAGCCCUGAGUUCUCUAAUGGUUUCUUCACUCGGGAUCAUCAGUCUCUGCCUUUGAGAACCAGCAGGAGAUCACCGAGUUUACCCGAGUUUCCGGUAAAAAUAUGUCAUUACUUCAUCAGAGGUUACUGCAAACAUGGCAGCAAUUGUCGGUACUUCCACGGGCAGAUCAUACCAGAGAGAGAGAGUUUCUCUCAGAUGUUUAAUGCAAACAGCAUAAGUGAUGAAGAGCAGCACGUUGUUUCUCCUGGAUCACUAGAGAAGCUUGAAGGAGAGAUCAUUCAACUGCUUAAAUCAAGAAGUGGCGGUCCAAUUUCCAUAGCUUCAUUGCCAAUGAUGUACCUCGAAAAAUACGGUAGGACCCUUCAAGCUGAAGGAUAUCUCACAGAGUCACAAAGACAUGGCAAAGCUGGCUAUAGCCUCACCAAGCUUCUUGCUCGCUUGAAGAACACCAUCCGUCUCAUCGACAGGCCUCAUGGGCAGCAUUCGGUUAUAUUAGCAGAAGACGUAUCAAAGUUUGUGGAAUACUUGGAAGAGAGCAACGAACAUGGAGCGAUCCUUGCUGGUUCAAAACAGAUUUACUUGACAUUUCCAGCAGAGAGUAGUUUUACUGAACAUGAUGUCUCAAACUACUUCUCCAAAUUUGGGCUUGUGGAAGAUGUGAGGAUUCCUUGUCAACAGAAGAGAAUGUUUGGAUUUGUAACAUUUGUUUACACUGAAACUGUGAAACUCAUUCUUGCGAAAGGCAAUCCUCAUUUCAUUUGUGGGGCUCGUGUUCUCGUUAAGCCUUACCGGGAAAAAUCACGCUCUAGUCGAUAUCUUGACAAUAACAAGCCUCUUCACGGGAUGCGGUAUGGCUCCCAAUACAUCGACAGAGACAUGGAGAUGAACACAUUGCCAGCGCGUGUAAGUGAGAGCUCAAGACUAAUGAGAAAGCAGUUUCUUGAGGAACAUGAGCAAUCGAUUUCAAAGUCAUUACCUACUAAUUACUCCUAUCUUGGCUUCUCCGAUGACUUUAAACUAACAGCAGAUGCGGAGCAAGAGGAACAAGCGGGACGGUUGAGCUAUCUGCUAGAGUAUUUGAACACCGAAGAUAAUGUCUUGAACAUAACCACUAACUACAAAGACACGGAUCGGUAG
This is a messenger RNA of Eruca vesicaria subsp. sativa (arugula), 1565 nucleotides long. The record is from the annotation of a GenBank genome assembly. Lineage: Eukaryota; Viridiplantae; Streptophyta; Magnoliopsida; Brassicales; Brassicaceae.